Molecule: messenger RNA, 6285 nt
Organism: Aplosporella prunicola CBS 121167
Lineage: Eukaryota; Fungi; Ascomycota; Dothideomycetes; Botryosphaeriales; Aplosporellaceae
Exons: 3
Coding region: 1-6285 (2094 amino acids)
Biological process (GO): intracellular signal transduction; cAMP biosynthetic process
Molecular function (GO): magnesium ion binding; adenylate cyclase activity; protein binding
Source: RefSeq, a predicted model, not a curated record
AUGCAAACGCGACCCUCCACGUGCCCCUUAUUCCGCCACACUCUCGUAUCUUUUCUAGACGUUUCUUCGUGUCUGAAAGCUGACAGAUUGCGGUGGUUCAGGGACGAUGAUGGCGACAAAGAUAACGAAAUCUCCCCGGGCACCACCUCCCCAGAAUCACAACCGUCGAGACCAUGGGAACGCCCGGAACGUCGGAGGGCAGCCGACUUCAGCAACUAUCGGAAAGACCUUGCUGUGCUCGAGUUGGCCGGCAACAACCUACCGUCGAUCUCUCGGGUUCCGCCUACGGCUUCUGCGUCAACCCCACCCUGGGCCACGUCGAACGGUUCCAGCAGUAUGGCGUCGAGUAUCUUCCCUGGAAGUUUCUACAAUGAUUCCAAUGAGGAUAUCCCACAGCUCUCGCCAGGCUUCCGGCCCGGUUCUGGCAGGACAGAUGAUGUCGCUUUCCCAGGCGAGGACAGGCGGCCCUCUGUCGCAAGCGCAACAACAGUCAGCAGCUCAAACUCCCGGUCGAGCAUUGGCCGGGGCUUCCACAAGAAGCUUCAAGGCUUCUUUGGGGAUGAAUACAAUGGCUCGGAAUCCCGGCAGGGCUCCGAGGCCAGUCUUACCACAAAUGCUGGUGAAGCUUCUCGGCAACAUAGGAACCGGAAUAAUUCUCUCCACAAUACCACCGCAAGUAGCACUGGCAGCAGGCCAGGUUCCCCGGCAAGUUCGCGGCCUCGGACACCCCUACCUUCCAGCGAUAUAACACCUUGGGAGUACCAAGAGAAUAAGGAAACCCCUUCUUCCGGUCUAGAUAGGGAUAGGUUGCCUUCAGACCAACAGUCGAUAAGAUCUACAAAGACGACACACUCCCACAAACUUCCUUUCCAUGGCCAUAGGCACCACAGAAGUAACGACGAGUCCAAGCCGACUGAGACAAGCCACGGCGCUCCCCUACGCCCCGUUGCGAGUCGUGAUGAGUCGUCCACAGGCUACAGAGGACGCCAGAACGACUUCAGCGUCCGCGCAGGACUUGCUAUGACAUCGAAAGCUGCUUUAGGUGCCCGUUCAGCAAGCCCUACUGGAAGUACGAAGAGCGGCAAAGAAUCCAUCCAACAAAAAUCUCCGGGCAGCGCCAUGGCAGGAAAGCGAUCUCUAUUCGACAAGCUGCGGAGAAAGGACAAGGCAGAAGGUCGUACUGGUCUUGAAGGAUUGAGAGAUCUCCCGCAAUCGACUGUCUCUCUUCAGCAAUCCAUCAAAUCAGGAAAAUCCUCCAAGACUGAUCCCGCCAAAGGUGAUCUCAAGAACAAGGUCCUCGUCCAAGGAACGCCUGGGUCUCUGGGCCAGCCGUAUGUGUCCUAUGAAAAAGACAAAAGCAGCAAAAAGGAGGGCGGAUCUAGCCGGAUACCGUUCAAAUCGAAGCGCGGAUACGCUGCCGACCAGACGCCUCCUAGUAAGGAUCCAAACGACGUCCAAGCUGAUAUCACCGGCAAUGAAGCGCUGUGGAACCUUGACACCGACCUGUCCCAUAUGGAGGGUAUCAUUAACCCUCACCAGGGUCCCAUGACCCCGCCGACAGGUGAACCAUUUGCUGCUUGGCCAGAUCACGAUACUACCAAGAAUGAAAAGAAAGAGACGGAGCCCGCUACUACAGGUGUUUGGGAUGCGCCGGAUUCCUGGGCCGUGAAGAGGGUCGGCGAUGAUGCCACUGCUAAGUUGCCAGAGCUCGAUGAGCAUGGCAAGCUUCCCAAAUUUGCCGACCAAGGACCUCCUUACUGUGUCCGUAUCUUCCGAGUUGAUUCGACGUUUGCUGUCCUCUCCGUCGGACUCUAUGCUACUGUUGCCGAAAUCAUUCUGAUCCUGGGCAAGAAAUCGUUCUUGCAAGAUGAACUGGGCAACUACCACAUCGUCAUGCGUAAGCAUGAUACAUCGCGGCAGCUGGAGCCAGCAGAAAGACCUUUGUUAAUCCAAAAGGCUCUGCUCGAGCAAGCCGGAUACAUGGAGUCCGAUCGGAUAGAGGAUGUCGGAAGAGAAGACAACAGCUACCUCUGCCGGUUCACCUUCCUACCCGCCAAGAUGAGUGGAUACUCCAGUUUGGAGAAGGAUCCAGGCUUUAGCAAGAUGCAGAAGUUCAGCCACAUUGAUCUUCAAGGCCGCAAUCUCAUCACCAUCCCUAUCACUCUCUAUCAAAAGGCGACAGAGAUUAUUUCGCUCAACCUCUCGCGCAACCUUUCCCUCGAUAUACCGAAGGACUUCAUUCAAGCUUGCACUAAUCUUCGCGAGAUUAAAUAUACUAGCAACGAAGCAAGUCGAUUGCCGCCGAGUUUGAGUUUGGCCCAGCGGUUGACCAUGCUGGAUGUCUCGAACAAUCGAUUGGAAUCGUUGGAUCAUGCUGAACUGUGGAAAUUGCAAGGCUUGUUGAGCCUUCGGUUGUCGAACAACAAAAUCACCGCGUUGCCGAGCUAUUUCGGAAUGUACAGGGCAUUGCGAAGUCUGAACCUGUCGUCGAACUCUCUGCAGGAGUUUCCGGAUUUCCUUUGCGAUGUCACCACGUUGGUCGACCUGGAUAUUAGCUUCAACUCCAUUUCGAGCUUGCCAAAGAUCGGGCAGCUGACUUCUCUUGAGCGGUUGUGGGCCACCAAUAACAAGCUGGCCGGAUCAUUUCCUGACGAUUUGAGGAACUUGAGCAACCUGAAGGAGAUCGAUGUGCGGUUCAACGCUAUUGACAAUAUUGACAUCAUGUCUCAACUCCCUAACCUUGAAUAUCUGAUGAUCGGCCACAACUCCAUCUCGGCAUUCGAAGGCUCUUUCUACAAAAUUCGGGUGUUGCACCUCAAUCACAACCCUGUUACUCGGUUUGGCCUAAACUCGCCUGUUCCUACCCUAUCGGUUCUCAACCUAGCAUCCGCGAAGCUGGCACAACUACCAGAAGACUUGUUCCGGAAAGUCUUGGGGUUGACCAAAUUCAUACUGGACAAGAAUCACUUUGUCUCACUCUCUGCGGAAAUUGGUAAACUGGUGAAGUUGGAACAUCUGAGUCUUGCAAGGAACAACAUCGACCGGCUGCCUCCUGAUGUCGGGCGACUUACCGAGCUGCGUUACCUAGACGUACGAGAAAACAACCUGAACGCGCUCCCUCAAGAGAUCUGGUACGCACGCAGGUUGGAGACCUUGAACGUCUCCUCCAACGUGCUAGACAUAUUCCCAAAGCCCGGACCUGUCGUACCAACCUUCCCGACUGAUCCCUUGCAGCCGCAGCCCGACACAACUCCUAGCACGACUCCAGGUCUUUCCGCUACACCAGGAGGACUUCACCCCAACCCCAGCCUUGAAGAUCUAGGCACACUGGAAGAUGUUGCACGCAGGCCCAGCGGAAACUCAGGACUUCUUACCGUAGGAGGCUCACCUGGAGGAACGCAAAGGAAUGGCUCUGUGGCUUCAACUUAUGCCUCCAGCGGAAGAAAAGCGUCAACGGCCUCAAAGACCACUGAAGGAACAUUGACUCCUGUAACAAGAAAGGAUUCCAGUUUGUCAAACCGGAUGGUUACCACUUUUGCUGGAUCUUUGCGGCAUCUCUUCCUUGCUGACAACCGCCUCACCGAUGAUGUCUUCGAUGAGCUGGCGUUGUUGCCAGAGCUGAGAAUUGUCAAUUUGUCGUACAACCUGAUCUACGACAUCCCGCUGCGGAGCAUACGCCGAUGGCAACAUCUGACCGAGUUGUAUCUCUCUGGGAACGAUCUUACUUCACUUCCUGCUGAGGAUCUCGAAGAGGUGACAUCUUUGAGGGUUUUGCAUCUCAACGGAAACAAGUUCCAAGUGCUUCCGGCGGAACUUGGUAAGGUCGCGAAGCUUGCUGUGUUGGAUGUUGGAAGCAAUUCCCUCAAGUACAACGUCUCCAACUGGCCAUACGAUUGGAAUUGGAACUGGAACCACAACCUGAGGUACCUGAACCUUUCUGGUAACAAGCGACUGGAGAUUAAACCAAAUGGGUCGUUUGCUGGCCUAGCCCAUGGUCGUGAAGGCAAAGACCUUACCGACUUCACGUCGCUGACAAACCUGCGUAUCCUGGGUCUGAUGGACGUGACAUUAAUGGUUCCUUCUGUUCCGGACCAGAGUGAGGACAAGAGAGUCCGCACUGCCGGAUCAACUGUCGGCACCAUGUCUUAUGGCAUGGCAGACAGCCUGGGACGAAACGAACAUCUCUCGACGAUGGAUAUGGUCGUUCCGAGAUUCCGAAGCCAUGACGACGAGACGCUAUUCGGGAUGUUUGACGGUCAGGCUCUACCAGGCGGCGGAUCGAAAAUCGCCAAGUAUCUCUACGACAACUUCAAGGUCAGGUUUGCCGAUGAGCUCGAUCGAUGCCGGCCCGGUGAGACCGCUGUAGAUGCGCUCAGAAGAAGCUAUUUAGGCCUCAACAAGGAUCUGGCAGGCGCCGCAACCGCUUGCCAAGACAAGGGCGGAGCUGCGGCGGUUAUCCACCGAACCAAUGCUCUACCGGAUUUGAGUGAGGAGGACCUCAAUUCUGGAAGCGUCGCGACCGUUGUCUUCUUGAAAGAGAUGGAGUUGUAUGUCUCAAACGUUGGUGACGCUCAAGCUUUGCUCAUCCACUCCGAGGGAAGCCAUAGGAUCAUAACACGGAAACAUGAUCCUGCCGAGCCAGGCGAGCGGACUCGCAUCAGGGAGGCAGGAGGCUUUGUCUCUCGACAGGGCAGACUCAACGAUGUCCUCGAGGUCUCUCGUGCCUUUGGCUAUAUCCAAAUGUCUCCCUCCGUUAUCGCUGCGCCACAUGUGUCCCAGAUCAGUCUACGUGAAUCGGAUGAGAUGAUCUUGGUUGCUUCGCGCGAGCUCUGGGAUUAUCUUACGCCGGAUUUUGCUGUCGAUGUUGCUCGCUCCGAACGCGGCGACCUUAUGCGCGCCGCGCAAAAGCUGAGGGAUCUUGCCAUUGCUUUCGGUGCUACCGGGAAGAUCAUGGUCAUGUUGAUUGGUGUCAGUGACCUACGGAAGCGUGAGCGUGCUCGGUUCCGGACACACAGCAUGUCCAUGGGCCCGAUUGGUCCUCCCGACGAAUGGCUCCUUCAACGGCAACGCAAGCGCCCUCGUGGAGGCGAUGUGGCCGAUUCAAAACUGGCGAGGCUCGACCAAGAGGUGGAGGCGCCUACAGGAGAGGUCAGCUUGGUGUUUACCGAUAUCAAGAACUCCACCCUGCUGUGGGAGACUUACUCGACCGCCAUGCGUUCUGCCAUCAAGAUGCAUAACGAGGUCAUGCGCCGCCAGCUCCGCAUCAUAGGAGGAUACGAAGUCAAGACUGAAGGUGAUGCCUUCAUGGUUGCUUUCCCCACCGUGACGUCGGCGCUGCUUUGGUGUUUCACGAUUCAAAGCCAGUUGCUAGAUGUGCAAUGGCCACAAGAAAUCCUCAACAGCGUCAAUGGUCAAGAAGUGGCAGACUCGGACGGCAACAUCAUCUUCCGUGGUCUGUCGGUGCGUAUGGGUAUCCAUUGGGGCACACCCGUGUGCGAGACCGAUCCGGUGACGAAGCGUAUGGACUAUUUCGGUCCUAUGGUCAACAGAGCAGCGCGUAUCUCGGCUGUUGCGGACGGUGGCCAGAUCACAGUGUCGUCUGAUUUCAUUGCCGAAAUCCAGCGUCUGCUUGAGACGCACAUUGAGACGGACAGGUCAGGCUCUGCCGGCUCCGAAGAUGCUCUGGGUGAUGACAUGACAAGCCACGCCAUUCGGCGAGAAUUGCGCUCGCUCAGCAGCCAAGGUUUCGAGGUCAAGGAUCUUGGUGAGCGCAGGCUGAAGGGUCUUGAAAACCCCGAGUACAUCUACCUCAUGUACCCGCAUUCCCUCGCCUCCCGUCUCGUCGUUCAACAGCAACGUGCCGAAGCGGAGAAGGCACAGGGUGCAGCGGCGACCAAGAUGCCAGAUAGCCAACUUACCAUCAACACCGAGGAUGUGUGGGCUCUCUGGAACGUUUCUCUCCGUCUAGAGAUGCUUUGCAGCUCGAUGGAAAACCCUGGCACCACAGAACUCAAGGCGCCCGAGACUGCUCUGCUCGAGCGUAUGAAGACCCGUGGCGGCGAGAUCACCGACCGCUUCUUGAUCAACUUCGUUGAACACCAAAUCUCUCGUAUUGAGACCUGCAUCAACACUCUCAAACUGCGUGACUCCGUUCGUCCUUUCAAGGACGGCAUGCUGAGCCAAGCCUGUCCGAUGUCCGACAUCUUCGCAGAGCUUGGUGCUCAGCUGGCCGAAUUAAAGCAGCUGAAGGCUAUGGGCGACACUCUGGACAUGGAGCCAUCGUAA